GGUGGUCACAACCCGGAAAAGAUUGAUUUUGUCGUUCAAAUUUUGAGAAAAUCUUGAUAUUCCGGCCAAUUUUUUUAAAUCUGAUUGAUUCCUGUACUUUAAAACGAACGUGAAGGUCAUCAUGGAGAAUACAGGAGAGCAGGAAGUUGACUACAAAAGUGUUUGUAAGCAGCUUGACGUCCUUACGAAUAAAUACUUUGAGACACUAGAGACGCUUUUAAAAACAAGAUCAGAAUUCAGCGAAACUCUAAAAAGCGGAUUCUUUAUGAUGUCUAAGGCUCGCUAUAGCAUGGGAGCUAAGUCUGUUGGUGCUUUACAAUACAACGACAAUGAUAUGACAGCCCGGUAUUUAGUCCAAGUAGCAGAGGAUAAUGCGGAGGAUCACAAGUUAGAGAUUGUGAAUGGCCAAAACUUGCCAAAGGAAAGCAAAGCCAGGCCUGUCAUUGAAAAUAUUGGUGCCCAGCAUCAGAGGGGACAAUUGAGAAAAAGGACGAUGGGGAAGAACGAUGAAGGUACUGGCAAAGAUGGUGAUCUAUCUGGGCUACCUGAUAUUCAGAAUAUGAAUAUAAGUGGUGAGAAUGAUGAGGGUACUGAUAAAAGAUCUUGUGACAAUUUGAAAUGGAAGGAUCCGAUCACAUGGUUUGGAGUUUUGGUUCCGCAAUCUUUGAGGCAGAGUCAAAAAGAUUUCCAGCGGGGCAUAGAAAUGUGUGGUGACAUUGUUAAUCUUCAGGAGCAGUUACUGUCUUUGAAGGACGACUUUCACAAAUUGGCAGCGCAGAAAAAAUUGUUGAAGACGGAGAAAAUUGAGGACUGAAUAUAUUGUGGGACACAGCAAUGUCAUAUUUUAGAUGUUGUUACACCAUGUCAGCAUUUAUUUGGUGUAGUUUUCUCUCAACGUAGCAGAUUUUGAAAAACUGUUUCUGUGAUGGUCUAGCUUUUGGUUGUCUAGCAUUUCUUUAGUCAUUGGGAAGUAUUUUUGCCAAGGCUCACCCAGGGCUAUGAACAAAGGGGCUUUGUCAUGUUUCGGACAAGUUUGUUAUGAUUGCGCUCUCGUAAGCUUGAUAGACAUUGUACAAUAGCCGCACUUACACCACCUGAAAAUGGACCACCAAUCUUGGUUCGGGAACCAAUGCCGCACCAUCGAAAAUCCACCAAGCGUUUACACCAGCGCUGCAGCUAGUUAUAAAAUCCGGCUACAGAUGGCGCGCAAACAAUAAAUUGCAUGCGCAGAAAGCGCCAUUUCGAAAGCGCCGCCUGGAGCCGAACCAUCUAACUAGCUAAUUGCCGAUCCAUUUGCGCGUACACCACGACAAAGCCGAGCUUUUAACAAGCCGGGCGAAUUUGGACCAUCAAGCUUGGUGGGACAAAUUCGCUCGGCAAUUUUUAUCGGCAAUGGAUUGCCGAACCAAUUUGUCGCGGCAAUGUGGUGGUGUACGUGCAAUUGGUCCACCAAUAUUUCGUGGUGUAAGCGCAGCUAAUGUCAUCACUGGUUAGUGUCCUCUUGGUCAGCAGAGCAAUAAAUGUGAAUAAAAAGAAUUUCUUUGUUCA
Lineus longissimus is the source of this 1548-nucleotide messenger RNA. Its product is annotated as coiled-coil domain-containing protein 115-like. The record is from RefSeq and is a predicted model, not a curated record. NCBI's taxonomy places the organism in Eukaryota, Metazoa, Nemertea, Pilidiophora, Heteronemertea, Lineidae. The transcript is spliced from 2 exons. Bases 122 to 814 code for a protein of 230 amino acids. Gene Ontology annotation, biological process: vacuolar proton-transporting V-type ATPase complex assembly.